AUGGAAAAAAAAGAAUUUCGUGUGCUCAUUAAACACUGCUUUUUGAUGGGAAAAAAUACCGUCGAAGCAAAACAGUGGUUGGACGAUCAUUAUGGCACCUCUGCACCAGGCAAAUCAACAGUGAUCGACUGGUAUGCUGAUUUUAAACGCGGUCGUACGGACACCAACGAUGCACACCGCUCUGGUCGCCCAAAUGAGGCAGUUGUUCCCGAAAAAAUCAAGCAGGUCCAUAAAUUGGUUUUGGCCGACCGUAAAUUGAAGGUGGAUGAUAUUGCUGACAUCGUAAAGAUAUCAAAGGGAAGUGUUUUCACCAUUUUACACGACCAUUUGUCGAUGCGGAAGCUAUGUUCGAAUUGGGUGCCGCGUUUGCUGACUGUGGACCAAAAACAGCAACGUCUCGAUGAUUCCGAGAGCUGUUUGGCCAUGUUUCAGAAGAAUCGGAAGGAUUUUUUGCGUCGGUAUGUAACCAUGGACGAAACAUGGAUCCACCACAUCACACCCGAGUCGAAUCGGCAGUCAGCUGAGUGGACUGCAGACGGUGAAAGCCGCCCAAAGCGACCAAAAACUCAAACGUCGGCCGGCAAGGUUAUGGCGUCGGUCUUUUGGGAUGCCCAUGGUAUUCUUUUCGUUGACUACCUUCAAAAGGGUGGGCGCAUCAAUAGCGAAUAUUACAUGGCACUACUGACGCGUUUGAAGGCCGAAAUCGAUAAUGCACCGUGUCACAAGUCGAUGGCAACGAUGGUUAAAUUGAACGAGUUGGGCUUCGAGCUGCUCCCCCACCCACCGUAUUCGCCAGAUUUGGCCCCCAGCGACUAUUUCUUAUUCGCUGAGCUCAAAAAAAUGCUCGCAGGCAAGAAAUUUCGAUCGGAUGAGGAGGUCAUCGCCGAAACUAAUGCGUAUUUUGAGGGUCAGCCAAAAUCGUUCUACAAAACUGGCAUCGAACGUUUGGAAAGGCGUUGGACUGACUGUAUAGCCUAA
Molecule: messenger RNA, 978 nt
Organism: Anastrepha ludens (Mexican fruit fly)
Lineage: Eukaryota; Metazoa; Arthropoda; Insecta; Diptera; Tephritidae
Product: histone-lysine N-methyltransferase SETMAR-like
Exons: 2
Coding region: 1-978 (325 amino acids)
Molecular function (GO): nucleic acid binding
Source: RefSeq, a predicted model, not a curated record